CGGUUGCGUCACGUCGGGACGGGCGGGAAGAGUUUCGUCCGCCCGAGCGCGAGCGCCAUCGCCUCAGUCGCCCCCCACCCGCCGCCGCCGCCGCCAUCAUGGACUACAGCGACCCCUCCUCCGCCUUCAGACACCGUAAGUCACCUGCCAAGUUGAGAACCAGGAUCCCGACACAGACCAUGGGAGACCCCAACCAUCUCUUCGAAGACACCAGUGGGGGCGCAGCCCCUUCACCGGCCAGCUUCAGUGUUCCUGGCCAAGGCUUCCUCAGUGACCCCACCAUGUCUAACCUGGCCAUGGUCUACGGCACCAGCCUGGCUAAUCAGGGGAAGGACAUUGUGGAUAAAAACAUUGAUCGCAUUAUUCCUGUGAGCAGACUGAAGUAUUAUUUUGCUGUGGAUACGGUGUACGUUGGUAAGAAACUGGGACUCCUCUUGUUUCCUUAUAUGCAUCAGAACUGGGAGGUACGGUAUCAACAAGACACCCCUGUGGCCCCGCGAGUUGAAGUCAACGCCCCAGAUCUAUAUAUUCCAGCGAUGGCGUUCAUCACAUAUUUAUUGGUCGCCGGCCUUGCCCUCGGGACGCAGAGCAGGUUCUCCCCGGAGGUGCUGGGGAUCCAGGCGAGCUCGGCCCUGGUCUGGCUGGUGAUGGAGGUGUUGGCCGUCCUGCUCAGCCUCUACCUCGUCACCGUCAACACCGAUCUGACCACCAUCGACCUGGUGGCGUUUGCCGGUUACAAAUACGUCGGGAUGAUCAUGGGCGUGGUGGCCGGGCUGAUAUUUGGAAAAACAGGAUAUUGUGUGGCUUUGGGCUGGUGCUGCAUCUCAAUAGUCGUGUUCAUGAUCCGAACGUUGAGGCUGAAGAUCCUGUCGGAAGCGGCAGCUGAAGGGGUGCUGGUACGAGGUGCCAGGAACCAACUCCGCAUGUACCUGACCAUGGCAAUCGCGGCCAUACAGCCUCUCUUCAUGUACUGGCUCACGUACCACUUGAUCAGAUAGCCGCAGGGAGACCCCGACUGCACUCUCCACACUGCCUCCAUAUGCUUCUAAACCGCAAGUUAGCCACAGGCUACGGUCUGUGCUGUGUGCUGACGUUUCAAGCAGAAAGAGGGUGAUGAGCGAGCUGCUGCGCUCACUUGUUUAAUAUACUGUGCUCCAAUGUUUUUUUUGAUAUCUAUUUAUAAACCGUGUUGGUCAAA
Messenger RNA from Callorhinchus milii (elephant shark), 1198 nucleotides. RefSeq names its product Yip1 interacting factor homolog B (S. cerevisiae) (gene yif1b). The transcript has 8 exons. Gene Ontology annotation, biological process: endoplasmic reticulum to Golgi vesicle-mediated transport. The record is from RefSeq and is a predicted model, not a curated record. The coding region runs from base 99 to 998 and encodes 299 amino acids. Gene Ontology annotation, cellular component: endoplasmic reticulum membrane; Golgi membrane; COPII-coated ER to Golgi transport vesicle. Lineage: Eukaryota; Metazoa; Chordata; Chondrichthyes; Chimaeriformes; Callorhinchidae.